AUGAAUCGUUGUGAACGAACCAAACAAACCCCUCGACUUUCCUCCCCCCUCCCCCUCCCCCUUUCCCACCCGUCGUCCCUUUCCCUCCCCACAUUUGGUCGCACUCAACUCUUUACAUGCCUGUUUUUGCUCUCGUAUCCUCCUCCCUUCUCAUCGUCUUGCCGUUUUUUCUCAUCUCUCUCUGCGUGCCGCUUCCCCUGCGCCCGUCUCCGACCGUGCGACCAGCAGCGGCUUUUCAACUGUCGAAAUCUCCCACACGAAAUCGGCGGGGCAGCAACCGCGCCGCCACCAGCAGCUGUUGAUCCCAGAUUUCUGCCAGCAGCAGCAGCGGCACUAUUGCCUGGAACAGCUGGAGUCGGCUGCGGGGGAUCGGGCGGCAGCGGCGGAGGGGGAGGCGGGGGCGAGGCGGGGGUUGAGGCUAAGCGCGAAGGAGACGCGGAAGGGGACGCCGGGGGGCUAGGGGCUGGGGGGUUUGACGUCAGCGCGGAAUCUCGAAAAUCCCCGCCAGUCCCGCUCGUCGCUUCCUCCCCAAGAGAAGAGUUCCGCAAGGCGAGCGAGGAUCUUCCGCCGACCUCUGGUACGUGGCGCAGCGCCGCGGAGAGCCUGGCCCGCGCGCAACCAGGGGCGCGCGGAACGGAAAGGGAAGGAGGCGGAAACAGGGAGGAUAGAGAGGCUCAGAAAGUGCCUGCGCAUAACCCACGCGAAUUCGCUGCAACUGUGACUGCUGCAGCUAGUGCCGGUGGUGCUGGUGGCGGUGCUGGUUCUGCUGGUCCCGCGUCCUCCCUCUCCCCGCGCGCCCCUUCCCUCGCCCCUGGGGACACCGCCCCCUUGCCCUCGUCCGCUCCCGCGCAAUACCCCUUCCCCCACGCGCACUUCCCCCCGUACUCCUUCCGCCCACCCUCGUCCGCAAGCAGAGCGUCCGCGCUAGCCAGGAGGUCUAGCCGCGGGGGGCGGCUGGGGGGAGGCGGAGGGGUGUUGAGGGGGAAAGGGGGAGUGGGCGGGUGGGGGAGCGAGAGUUCCGAUGACAUGACGGCUGCUGCUGCUGCUGCUGCCUCCGCGGCGUCCCCUAUCGCCACUGGCGCUGGCGGAAGCGGAGGUGGUGCGAGCGCGGGGAUGGGCGCGGGCGGCGGGGGUGAGCGGAUAGGGGGAGGGGGUGGAGCGCGCGCAGGUGCUUCUGUGGGCGUGGGGGGAUCGGCGGAUGGGCACAACGGGGUGUUUGUGAAUCGAGGCCUUGCCACGUGGGUACACACGCGCCAGCAGUGGAGGACAGGGGGAGGGGCGGGGGGGCGAGCGCAACUGGAGCAGAGGCAAUGGGGGGGGGUACCGGGGGGUGAACGCGGGGAAGGGGCAGGUGGGAGGGCGGAUGAUGCUGCGGGUAGUGGUGCGGAGCAGGAGGGGCGUGCUACAGCAAAUAAUGCAAUCAGUCCCGGCACCACAUACGAGCAGCUCCUCUCCACCAACCGUCCCUUCCCCAAACCUGUGCCUCUGCCUGAGAUGGUGGAGUUCCUAGUGGGCGUGUGGGACCAGGAGGGCCUCUAUGACUGA
This is a messenger RNA of Closterium sp. NIES-65, 1545 nucleotides long. NCBI's taxonomy places the organism in Eukaryota, Viridiplantae, Streptophyta, Zygnematophyceae, Desmidiales, Closteriaceae. The record is from the annotation of a GenBank genome assembly.